UAACCAGAGAGAAUAUUCAUUUGGGGACCUGAGGGCUGUCGUUUGGUAGGGCAUGGCUGGGCCACAUUGUAGAGAGCUUUAAAUGCCAGGCUGAGGGGUAAGGAUUCUGUUAAAGAGGCAGCACGGGAGGCGAAGGGCAGGGCUGUUUGAGGGAGAGGAUUGCGUGGGAAGAAGUUGCAUGCUGGUUAAAAGUAUGGCUUUAUGUUUCCUUUUCCGGUAAGUGGCUUGAGGUGACCUCUAAAAAUGGUUCCCUCUUCACUUGACCCAGAAAACCCCACAAAAUCAUGCAAGUCAAGAGGUUCAAAUCUUCGUGUUCACUUUAAGAACACUCGUGAAACUGCCCAGGCCAUUAAGGGUAUGCAUAUCCGAAAAGCCACCAAGUAUCUGAAGGAUGGCACUUUAAAGAGGCAACGUGUGCCAUUCCGUCGUUACAAUGGUGGAGUUGGUAGGUGUGCCCAGGCCAAACAGUGGGGCUGGACGCAGGGUCGGUGGCCCAGAAGGAGUGCUGAAUUUUUACUGCACAUGCUCAAAAAUGCAGAGAGUAAUGCUGAUCUUAAGGGCUUAGAUGUAGAUUCUCUGGUCGUUGAGCACAUCCAGGUGAACAAAGCCCCCAAGAUGCGGCGCAGGACUUACAGAGCUCGUGGUUGGAUCAACCCAUACAUGAGCUCUCCCUGCCACGUUGAGAUGAUCCUUACUGAAAAAGAACAGAUUGUUCCUAAACCAGAAGAGGAGGUUGCCCAGAAGAAGAUAUCCCAGAAGAAACUGAAGAAACAAAAACUUAUGGCCCAGGAAUAAAUGCUGCAAAAAAUAAAUACAAAUAAAAGUAAAAAAAAAACCAAAAACAACAAGGAGUAUGGCUUUAGGACCAGACAGACCUGCCGAAGCAUCUCGGCUC
Molecule: messenger RNA, 895 nt
Organism: Balaenoptera musculus (blue whale)
Lineage: Eukaryota; Metazoa; Chordata; Mammalia; Artiodactyla; Balaenopteridae
Product: 60S ribosomal protein L17-like
Exons: 1
Coding region: 244-795 (183 amino acids)
Biological process (GO): cytoplasmic translation
Cellular component (GO): ribosome; cytosolic large ribosomal subunit
Molecular function (GO): structural constituent of ribosome
Source: RefSeq, a predicted model, not a curated record